This is a messenger RNA of Mesocricetus auratus (golden hamster), 919 nucleotides long. It is a transcript of the gene Il36a, whose product is annotated as interleukin 36 alpha. The transcript has 6 exons. The record is from RefSeq and is a predicted model, not a curated record. The coding region runs from base 201 to 683 and encodes 160 amino acids. Gene Ontology annotation, molecular function: cytokine activity; interleukin-1 receptor binding. NCBI's taxonomy places the organism in Eukaryota, Metazoa, Chordata, Mammalia, Rodentia, Cricetidae. Gene Ontology annotation, biological process: inflammatory response to antigenic stimulus; positive regulation of gene expression; cellular response to lipopolysaccharide.
GGGUGCCAGGCAGUCCGAGAUCCACUGAGGCAGAACUUCCUUCCUUCAUGUUGUGGAUAAAAAGGCAUGGGUCGCAGCAGAGCCUGUCAGAGAGGCUGAGCGCAGUAGGAGCGGCAGUUCCGCAGUUGGCAGGCACAGGAUCAGUCUGCACAUAUAUGACACCGGAGCUAGGUUGGCAGUUCUGAAACAUCGCCACCGUAAUGGAUACAAGCAAACACCUAAGCAGAGCAGAACCUUGGCUAAGACAUAUUCAGGACCUUAACAGUCGUGUGUGGGUUCUUCAUAACGACAUCCUCACUGCAGUCCCUAGGAAAGAACAAACGGUUCCGGUCACUGUCACGUUACUCCCGUGCCAAUAUCCGGAGGCUCUUGAGGAGGGCAGGGGGGAUCCCAUGUAUGUGGGCCUGAGAGAGCCUCAGUGCUGCCUGGCCUGCACAAAGCAAGGAGAGCAGCCGGUGCUGCAGCUUAAGAAAGAGGACAUACUGGAACUGUACCGCCAAAAGGAGCCUGUAAAACCCUCUGUCUUCUAUCACAGCAAGAGUGGCACAACCUCAACAUUUGAGUCCGCAGCCUUCCCGGGUUGGUUCAUCGCUGUCUGUUCCAAAGGAAGCUGUCCGCUCUUUCUGACCCAAGAACUGGGGAAAACCCACAUCACUGACUUCGAAAUGACUCUGGUGCACUGAGACACAUCGCUCUGUGGCUCUCUCUGAAGAGUCUCUCCUGACAAGAAGCUGAGCUCUCCGGUGGUUGGCUUCCCUCUCUGUGACAACCGAAUCAGAUGCAUCUUACCACAUUCUCAUCCAAAGCGUUACUGCUGGGUUUUGUAAGAUGUCAACUUUGUAGAAUAAAAUCAUUUAUUUCUCUUGUUUUAUUGAAUACAAUGACUUUAGUGCAAUAAAAUAGCCAUGUUAUUUCUGCA